CUCCAACUUGUCUAGAUGCGUAGACAUGAACAAACUUACCACGACGACGAGCAUGAAAACUCACGAUGCUCAUGUAAUAAUGCAAAGACUUCUACCAAUUGCACUAAAAGAGAUGCUCCCUGAACACGUAUGGUCCUGCAUUACUGAAAUCAGUUUGUUGUUUCAAUCGAUAUGUUCCAGCGUUUUGGAUGCGGCAUCCCUCCGGAGACUACAAGAGUCUGUUCCCAUUCUGAUGUGUAAUCUGGAAAAAAUAAUGCCACCAUCGUUUUUCGAUACAAUGGAACAUCUCAUUAUACAUCUUCCGUAUGAGGCUUUGACUGCUGGGCCCGUCUUCUAUCGGUGGAUGUACAGAUUUGAAAGAUUUCUAGGAGAGCUGAAAAAGAAAGUGACCAACAAGGCACACGUUGAGGCUUCAAUUUGUCAAGCGUAUCUUCAACAAGAAAUCUCAACGUUCUCGUCUUUUUACUUCGAGCGUGACGUCAUCACCAGAAGGAAGAGACCUGCCCGGAACGAUGACAUUGGCGAGGAUUUAUAUGAAAAUCUAGUUUCCAUCUUCAAUUACCCAGGCAGAGGUAAAGGUGCUGCGACACAACGAUACAUCCUGGGUGGGGAAUUGCAAAUUGCGCAUACUUAUAUCCUCAUGAAUUGUCCAGAAAUCUCACCGUUUUAUCA
Messenger RNA from Cuscuta epithymum, 672 nucleotides. The record is from the annotation of a GenBank genome assembly. Lineage: Eukaryota; Viridiplantae; Streptophyta; Magnoliopsida; Solanales; Convolvulaceae.